AGGGGGUGGUUGCCUCUAGCAGCUCCACCCUCACUUUGUCAGCAGGUAGAGAGCGUGAUUGCAGUCCCAGGGGAGGGAGUCAGAGCUAGAACACCCAUUACAAACCGCAGGCUUCCUGCUGUAGGGAGUUGAUCCAGAAUUGUCUUUCUGAAAGGAAGCACUCGAAUCCUUUUGAACUUUCCAAGUCCAUCCAUGAUUCAGAAAUACUGCCUUCUCUCUCUGGGAUUUUCUGUGUUUCUGAUUGUGAAUUGUCGUUGAUGUAUUUGCUACUUUGCUUCUUUUCUGUUUCAAGACUUGAUCAUUUUAUAUGCUGUUUGGAGAAAAAAAAGAACUUUUAUUAGAAAGGAGUUUUCAGAAAUGAUUUUGAAUUUUCUAUAAGUGUUUAAUCUAGUUCUUGGGACAGCAGCUCUCAUCCUGGAAUAAAUUUCUGCCUUUGACCUGCAUGGAUUAUUUUUUCAGGCUGCGGAAUUUCUCGGCACCUACCUGUAGUAUGGGGCACUUGGUUUGGUUGCAGAGUAAGAAGGUGGAAGAAUGAGCUGCACUUGGUUAAGCAGUUGAAACCUUUUUUGAGCAGGAUCUGUAAAAGCGUAAUUGAAUUUGUUUCACCCCCGUGGAUUCCAGUGGGCCCGACAGCACAACAGGUUUGCAGAUUUCUUUUGAAAUUCUUUUUCCCCCCUUCCUCUGCCUCAGCAAAAGAAAAGAAUCUAUAUAACAGGUUCAUGCUUAAUUGCUUGGCUUUUCAGCACUUAUUCUGAAGACUUUAUAAGAUUUUAAAACUUGACCUUGGAACACAGAGGGCUUUGUGGAUGAAAUGUGUUUAUAUUUACUUAAGGGGGCACAUUUAAAAAAUCUUAUUCCAUGUUUGUACAAAGACCCAAAUUUUCUUAGUGACUAGAAAUAGCACAGAUCUACUCUACUCAAGCUUAUUUGUAUUUUUUUCAGGGUAUUCUACCUAGAGCCUAUGGUUAAUCACCUCCCUGCUCCCCUUACCUUUUAUUCCCCACCCCCUCAAGGAAUUUGAAAACAUGUUAGGAAUAGUGCUUUGUUUUCUCAUGAACCUAGAAAAUUUCAGAUUAUAAAAUCUGGAUAUUAGUUUCCAAAAGCAUCUCACGGGAAAUCAAAGUGCUCGGCAUUUCCAAGCUGGAGAAUAAAAUCUAGAAUCCUUAAGAGAUAAAGGAAAAUGGAGACAGAAAUAUGAAUUUUAACUGGGAAAAAUAAUUGGAAAGCUAACCUUUUCAAAUACUCUAUGAAAGUUGGAAAAGGUUGUUACGGUCAGGAUUAUCCUGUAAUGUGUGAAGAUACAUAAAUUAGCACCUAAUUUAUAGGCAAAUUUUGGUAAAACACAAAAAAUUAUGGUAUGUCUAAGUCCAUGAAAAGUAUGUAAAUGCAGUGAGCCUAGAAUCCUAGCCAUACUGAAAUACAGUUUAAUGUGGAAACUUUUCUAAAUACAUGUUGUAGCAUCUUUGGACAUCAACAUGUGGCCUGAAAUUUUUAUUGUUUCCUCUUCUUCUCCAUUAAAAAAGAAGCCUCCUUGUAGUAUUUAGUCAUUUACCAUUGACACAUAUUAUGGCUUAAAAAGGGCCAUCUCUUCCUUUUCUGAGCUGGAGUUCUUCACUCUCACCUUUGAUGCAUGGCCUUAGCUAUUUACUUUGCCUUGUUUUGUUCAUGAACAUUGGGUUUAGUGCCUGGCAACUUGAUGCAUAUGGAAGAGCAAUGCCAAGUGAUCUGACAUAAUAUAAAUUCAGGAUGUGACAUUCAAUCACAAGCAAAGUUGGAAAUUCCAAAGAGAAGUAGUGAGACCUUUACUAGUCACAGUGAAGAUGGGAGAAAAUGACAUACCUGCAACAGAUGUGGGCUGAAAAUAUCCUCUUCUCUGCCCAAUCAGGAAUGCCACCUGUUCUUGGGAAUAAACUUUAGAGAAAGGAAGGGCCAAAACUACGACUUGGCUUUCUGAAACUGAAGCAUAAAUGUUCUUUUCCUCCAUUUGUCUGGAUCUGAGAACCUGCAUUUGGUAUUAGCUAGUGGAAGCAAUAUGUAUGGUUGAAGUGCAUUGCUGCAGCUGGUAGCAUGAGUGGUGGCCACCAGCUGCAGCUGGCUGCCCUCUGGCCCUGGCUGCUGAUGGCUACCCUGCAGGCAGGCUUUGGACGCACCGGACUGGUACUGGCAGCAGCGGUGGAGUCUGAAAGAUCAGCAGAACAGAAAGCUAUUAUCAGAGUGAUCCCCUUGAAAAUGGACCCCACAGGAAAACUGAACCUCACUUUGGAAGGUGUGUUUGCUGGUGUUGCUGAAAUAGCUCCAGCAGAAGGAAAAUUAAUGCAGUCCCACCCCCUGUACCUGUGCAAUGCCAGUGAUGACGACAAUCUGGAGCCUGGAUUCAUCAGCAUUGUCAAGCUGGAGAGUCCCCGACGGGCCCCCCGCCCCUGCCUCUCACUGGCCAGCAAGGCCCGGAUGGCAGGUGAGCGAGGAGCCAGUGCUGUCCUCUUUGACAUCACUGAGGAUCGAGCUGCUGCUGAGCAGCUGCAGCAGCCACUGGGGCUGACCUGGCCAGUAGUGUUGAUCUGGGGUAAUGAUGCUGAGAAGCUGAUGGAGUUUGUGUACAAGAACCGAAAGGCCCAUGUGAGGAUCGAGCUGAAGGAGCCUCCGGCCUGGCCAGACUAUGAUGUGUGGAUCCUUCUGACAGUGGUGGGCACCAUCUUUGUGGUCAUCCUGGCUUCGGUGCUGCGCAUCCGGUGUCGCCCCCGCCACAGCAGGCCGGAUCCACUUCAGCAGAGAACAGCCUGGGCCAUCAGCCAGCUGGCCACCAGGAGGUACAAGGCCAGCUGCAGGCGGGCUCGAGGUAAGAGGCCAGACUCGGGGAGCAGCUGCAGCUCAGCCCCCGUGUGUGCCAUCUGCCUGGAGGAGUUCUCUGAGGGGGAGGAACUACGGGUCAUUUCUUGCCUCCAUGAGUUCCAUCGUAACUGCGUGGACCCCUGGUUACAUCAGCAUCGGACUUGCCCCCUCUGCAUGUUCAACAUCAUAGAGGGAGAUUCAUUUUCCCAGUCCCUAUCACCCUCUCGAUCUUACCAAGAACCAGGUCGAAGACUCCACCUCAUUCGCCAGCAUCCUGGCCAUGCCCACUACCACCUCCCUGCUGCCUACCUGUUGGGCCCUUCCCAGAGUGCAGUGGCUCGGCCCCCACGACCUGGUCCCUUCCUGCCAUCCCAGGAGCCAGGCAUGGGCCCUCGGCAUCACCGCCUCCCCAGAGCUGCACAUCCCUGGGCUCCAGGAGAGCAGCAGCACCUGGCAGGGGCCCCACACUCCUAUGCACAGGGCUGGGGACUGAGCCACCUCCAAUGCACCUCACAGCACCCUGCUGCUUGCCCAGUGCCCCUGCGCCGGGCCAGACCCCCCGACAGCAGUGGAUCUGGAGAAAGCUAUUGCACAGAACGCAGUGGGUACCUGGCAGAUGGGCCAGCCAGUGACUCCAGCUCAGGGCCCUGUCACGGCUCUUCCAGUGACUCUGUGGUCAACUGCACGGACAUCAGCCUACAGGGCAUCCAUGGCAGCAGCUCUACUUUCUGCAGCUCCCUGAGCAGUGACUUUGACCCCUUGGUGUACUGCAGCCCUGAAGGGGAUCCCCAGCAGGUGGACAUGCAGCCCAGCGUGACCUCUCGGCCUCGUUCCUUAGAUUCAGUGGUGCCCCCAGGGGAAACCCAGGUUUCCAGCCAUGUCCACUACCACCGCCACCGGCACCACCACUACAAAAAGCGGUUCCAGUGGCAUGGCAGGAAGCCUGGCCCAGAAACUGGGGUCCCCCAGUCCAGGCCUCCUAUUCCUCAGACACAGCCCCAGCUGGAGCCACCUUCUCCUGAUCAGCAAGUCACCAGAUCCAACUCAGCAGCCCCUUCGGGGCAGCUCUCUAACCCACAGAGGCCCAGGGCCCUCCCUGAGCCAGCCCCUGGCCCAGUUGAAGCCUCCAGCAUCUGCCCCAGUACCAGCAGUCUUUUCAACUUGCAAAAAUCCAGCCUCUCUGCCCGACACCCACAGAGGAAACGGCGGGGGGGUCCCUCUGAGCCCACCCCUGCUUCUCGGCCCCAGGAUGCAACUGUGCACCCAGCUUGCCAGAUUUUUCCCCAUUACAGCCCCAACCAGGCAUAUCCUUGGUCCCCAGAGGCACACCCCUUGAUCUUUGGACCUUCAGGACUGGACAGGAGGCUGGUACCAGAAACCCCAGGCCCCUGUUACUCAAAUUCACAGCCAGUGUGGUUGUGUCUGGCUCCUCGCCGGCCCCUGGAACCACAUCCACCUGGGGAGGGGCCUUCUGAAUGGAGUUCUGACACUGCAGAGGGCAGGCCGUGCCCUUAUCCACACUGCCAGGUGCUUCUGGCCCAGCCUGGCUCAGAGGAGGAACUCGAGGAGCUGUGUGAACAGGCUGUGUGAGAUGUUCAGGCCUAGCUCCAACUAAGAGUGUGCUCCAGAUGAGUCUGGGCCCUGCCUGGCACAGAGUCCUGCUCCAGGGAGAAGAAAGGACCAUAGCAAACACCAGUCUUUUUGCCAUACUUCCUAGAAGCACUGGAAGAGGACUGGUGGUGGUGGAGGGCAGGAGGGUGCUGUUUCCUGCUCCAGCUCCAGACCUUGUCUGCAGAACACACCUGCAGUGCAGCAAGUCCGUGUCCAGCCAGGCAGCCAGCUCCUGCCUGUGGCGUGUGUGGGCUGGAUCUCUUAAAGGCUGAGUUUUUUGAGGGCAGAAAGCUAGCUAUGGGUAGCCAGGUGUUACAAAGGUGCUGCUCCUUCCCCGAUCCCUACCAGAUCUCCCUCACCCCAGGCCUCAUGUUCACACCAGCCAUUGGGUUCAGCAGAAUACAUGACGCCUUAUCACCUCCCUUCUCAGGUGAGCUCUGCACACCAGCUUUGGCCCCUCCACAGUAAGGCGGCUACAGCAGGGGCAACCUAGGCUCUAUAAUUCCUUUUUUGCCAAAAGGACCAGGAGCAUAGGUAAGCCCUGAGCACUAAGAGGAGGGGUCCCUGAAGCUUUCCCAUUCUAGUGUGUAGUUCUGUCCCCGAGCGGGGUACUGCAGAAGAACCCUUCUUGCUUCAGCAGCCUUAGCUCCUCUGGGGGUUUAGAGUAAGAAUAUUGGAGAGGGAAAAACUCCUCUUUGAAGAUUUCCUGUCUCAGAAUCCCAGAGCAGGUGGAAAGGAGAGAAUUUCUGCUGGACUUGAUCUGGGCAGAGGGAGGAAGGAUGGAAUGAAGGUAGAAAAGGCAGAAUCACAGCUGAGCAGGGACAACAAAGAGUUCUCUGGGAGAAGUUUUGUCUCAGAGCAGGGAUGGAGAAUGGGGGAGAACAAAGGAAAAGCAAAGUGUGACCCUUAGGUUUGGAGGACCCAGAAGCCCAGCUCCCCAGUAUAAGCCAUGCAGGCCAGGGACCCACAGGAGAGUGGAUUAGAGCACAAGUCUGGCCUAGGCCACUUACACAGAGUGGACAAGGGCUGAGGGGCCUCUGCAGGGUGACAUUCACCCCAGGGCAGCCUGACCACUGUUGGCCCCUCAGGCAUUAUCCCAUUUGGAAUGUGAAUGUGGGGACAAAGUGGGCACAGGACCCCACCUGGGAACCUUCUUCCCUGUUAGUGGGGAGACUAGCACCUAGGCACCCACAUGGGUAUUUAUAUCUGAAACAGACAGAAAGACGCUUGAAUCAGGCACUACGUUGAGAAAUGUAUUUAUUUGCUAAUAUAUUUAUCCACAAAUGUGGUCUGGUCUUGUGGUUUUGUUCUGUCGUGACUGUCACUCGGUAACAACUUCAUCUCUUUCUACAUCAAGAGAAAUAAAUUAUUUCUGUUAUCAGAGGCUAGGCUCCGAUUUAUCAAAGGAUAGGGUAGAGUAGAGGGCUUGGCAAUAAGAAAUGGUUUGUAAGCCCCUAAAAGUGUGGCUUAGUGAGAUUAGGGAAAGAGAAAGCGUGACUGGAUUCUCACUGUGAUUCAGUCAUAUUAUUACACUGUUCACUUCACACAUUAUGAUGCUUCAGUGACUUGACUUUGUGACUUUGUGCAAAUACUCUGUGCCUCGCUUUUUCAGUCCAUAAAAUGGGCCUAUUUCAUAGUUGCUGCAGGACUUAGGUGAGAUAGCAGAGAGUAGAAAACAUGUUCCAAAGUGGAAAGUUUUAUUCAGUGAUAGAAAACAUCCAAACCUGUCACAGAGCCCAUCUGAACACAGCAUGGGACCGGCAACAAGAAGCAAGCCUACCCGGAAGCAGCUCAGUUUCAAUCAGGAGGCUGGCCUGGAAGGACAGAGCAGCGGGGCCUGAAACUAUUUAUAACCCAAAGCUCCUUUCAGAUAAAUACAAAUGACUGUGUUUUGCCUGCACUCGGGCCAUUGUGAGGACGAAGAGAGCUGGUGCUCCGUUGGCCUGAAGUCUCCAGGAGCAGAAGGGGCCUCUGUCGCUUCCUCACACGGCACAAGUGCCCCUUCUGCUUCCCCGAGAAAGGUUUGGUAGGGGUGGUGGUGGGGUGGUGCCAUAGAACAAGGCAUUUUGCUUCCUAUACGUGAAAUGAAAGGGGAAAAAAGGACACUAAUCUACAAAUAUUCUUUAGUAAAGGAACCGUUGUCUAAGUACUAAGAACUGCGCAAACUAUAAAUUAUCAGCCGGAACGAGCAAACAGACAUAUAGUUUUAAAAGAUAAAUACGCAUUUUUUUCCGCCGUAGCUACCCAGCCAGCAUUCCUGCGGGAGGCACGUGGAAACCCUACAGCACUCUCGCAGUUAGGAAGGAGGGGUGGGGCUAUCCCCGGAUUUGUCCUGGGUCUCUGCAGAGAUAAUCCAGAGGGAGACACUGGAUUCACUGCCCCAAUGCUUCUAAAACGAGAAGACCAAAAAA
Messenger RNA from Sapajus apella (tufted capuchin), 6851 nucleotides. It is a transcript of the gene RNF43, whose product is annotated as ring finger protein 43. The transcript has 9 exons. The record is from RefSeq and is a predicted model, not a curated record. Gene Ontology annotation, molecular function: ubiquitin protein ligase activity; frizzled binding. Gene Ontology annotation, biological process: Wnt receptor catabolic process; ubiquitin-dependent protein catabolic process. Bases 2068 to 4419 code for a protein of 783 amino acids. NCBI's taxonomy places the organism in Eukaryota, Metazoa, Chordata, Mammalia, Primates, Cebidae.